AUGACUACAGAUCAACCUGUUGCUAUUACUAGUAUCGGUAGUCAUUUACAUACAUCUGAUCAUGAAGUUGAUCUCAAUGCUAUUACUUCAAAUCCACUUUCUAUUAGUGAAAUCGGUACUACUUUAACUGAUGUUCAAAAAAAUUUCGUAUUGAAAAGAUUACAUUUUGAUGCUUUAGUCUCAUUUGAAAAGAUGCCUCCACAAGCUGCAUUCAUCUUUGAAAAGAUUGAACAAAUGACAACUGAGGAAGCUGUUGAAAUAUUAGAGAAAAUAGUUGAAGAACAUAAAGAUGAUGUCAAUGUGUUAGAUCAAGACGAAGAGCUUUGGGUGAAAUUAAUCAACAGUUCAAACCCACACGAAACCUCUGCUGUCAAAGAGAAAUUAGGAGCUGUUAUCCAUGAAACUAAAUUCAGUGAAGAAUCUUCAUCUUCAUUUGAGAACGAAAAAGAAUCGGGACAUCUUGAAGAUUACUACAAGAUUGUUGAUUGGAGUUUACAAGUUAGAUUAGAAGCUGUUUUAGUUGCUUAUUGGUCACCUUAUCCACAAGUUAGAGCUGUUACAGACCCAUAUGAUGACCCUACUACACCUGCAGAAACUCUUCGUGUUUAUAUUGUCGCUUCUAUUUGGACUGCUAUUGGUGCUGUGAUUAAUCAAUUCUUUUCAGAAAGACAACCUGCCAUUUCACUUGGUAUGUCCGUUGUUCAAGUGUUCUUAUAUCCAACAGGAUUAAUAUUAGAAUGGAUUUUACCUAAAUGGAAGAUCAAGUUUUGGAAAUGGACUAUUGAUUUAAAUCCAGGUCCAUACACUUUCAAAGAACAAAUGUUGGCUACUAUUUUCUGUGGUGUUUCUUCGGGUACUUCAUAUGCUGCUUCGAAUAUUCUUAUGCAAAAAUCUGAAUUAUUUUAUAACAAUCAAUGGGUUGAUUGGGGUUAUCAAAUCUUGUUAAUCUUAUCAACGAAUUUUCUUGGAUUUGGUCUUUCUGGUAUUAUGAGACAAUUUGCAGUUUAUCCAACUAAAGCAUUAUGGCCAUCUAUCUUGCCAAAUUUAAAAUUAAACAGAACUUUAAUGUCACCAGAAGCAAAAUCAAAUAUUAAUGGAUGGACUAUAUCCGGUUAUAAAUUUUUCUUCACUGUUCUAGCAAUAUCAUUUUUAUACUUUUGGGUUCCAGAUUAUCUUUUUUAUGCUAUUUCUCAAUUCAAUUGGAUGACAUGGAUAAAACCAGAUAAUUAUGAUCUUGCUGUUAUUACUGGUUCAUUUGAUGGGUUAGGAGUAAACCCAAUUCCAUCAUUCGAUAUGAAUAUCAUUGGGACUGGUUAUUUUUAUACUCCUUUUUAUAACACUGUUUUAAAUUAUAUUGGUAUGGUAUUGGGAUUCUUUUGCAUUGUCGGGUUGUUUUAUUCCAACUAUAAAUGGACAGGAUAUUUACCUCCCAACUCAAACAGAUUAUUUACCAAUACUGGUGAACCAUAUAGUGUUACUGCUGUGGUUAAUGAAAAAUCUUUAUUCGAUGAAGCAAAAUACAAAGAAAUUGGACCUCCAUUCUAUUCAGCUGCGAAUUUGGUUGUCUAUGGUGCUUUCUUUGCUAUUUAUCCAUUUCAUUUUGUUUAUGAAAUUGGUAUGAAUUAUAAACAAAUGUGGGGUGCGUUGAAAUCUGUAUACUAUGGUAUUAGAAAUUUCAAAAGAUCAACAUAUGAAGGCUUUGAUGAUCCACAUAGUAUAAUGAUGAGAAAAUACAAAGAGGUUCCCGAAUGGGCAUAUCUUAUUAUCCUUAUUAUUUCAUUAGUGUUGGCUAUUAUUUGUGUUAAAGUGUAUCCUGCUGAAACACCAGUAUGGGGGAUCUUUUUUGCCUUGGGUAUUAAUUUUAUUUUCUUGAUUCCAUUGACCACUAUUCAAUCAAGAACUAUGUUUGGAUUUGGUUUGAACGUUUUGGUCGAAUUGAUUAUUGGUUAUGCUAUUCCAGGUAAUGGGCUAGCCUUGGCAUUCAUCAAAGCAUUAGGUUACAAUAUUGAUGGUCAAGCUCAAAAUUUCAUUAAUGAUUUGAAACAGGGUCAUUAUGCUAAAAUUCCACCAAGAGCUACUUAUAGAUGUCAAUUGCUUUCUGUUUUCAUUACAUCUUUUAUUCAAUUAGGAAUUUUAAACUAUCAAAUUACUGGUAUAAAAGAUUAUUGUUACCCAGAUAACAAACAAAAAUUUACUUGUCCCGAUGGGGUUACAUUCUACAAUGCAUCUGUUUUAUGGGGGGUUAUUGGACCAAAGAAAGUUUUUGGUGGAUUAUAUCCACAAUUACAAUGGUGUUUCUUAAUUGGUUUCUUGUUGGCAUUCCCAUGUAUAGUAUUCAAGAAGUGGGGUCCUAGGAAACUUACAAAAUAUUUUGAACCAUCUAUUAUUAUUGGUGGAUUUUUGGGAUUUGCUCCAUAUAAUUUAUCUUAUUACACUGGUGGUUUGUAUGUUGGAUAUGGUUUCAUGCAUUAUAUUAAAAGAAAAUAUGAAGCAUGGUGGCAAAAAUAUGAUUAUUUAUUAGCAUCUGGUCUUGAUGCUGGUAUUGCCUUUUCAUCAAUCAUUAUCUUUUUUGCUGUUUUCUAUCAUGAUAAAAAUAUCUCCUGGUGGGGUAAUAAUGUUGCUUAUGAAGGUUGGGAUGCUAAUAUGUCAACUGGUUAUUUGAAUGCUACCAUACAUGCCCCUGAUGGAUAUUUUGGACCAAGAGUUGGUCAUUAUCCAUAA
Molecule: messenger RNA, 2721 nt
Organism: Candida tropicalis MYA-3404
Lineage: Eukaryota; Fungi; Ascomycota; Pichiomycetes; Serinales; Debaryomycetaceae
Exons: 1
Coding region: 1-2721 (906 amino acids)
Biological process (GO): transmembrane transport
Molecular function (GO): oligopeptide transmembrane transporter activity
Source: RefSeq, a predicted model, not a curated record